AUGACGGCUGGAAUCAUCUCUUCUGGGCUCUACGAUUGGCUGUUUGGACCUAACAGUAUCGAAGUGCCUCAAGGUCCCGUCGUAAUUUCGGGCUGUGAUACUGGGUUUGGAAAUUCUUUGAGCUAUGAAUUCGCAAAACGUCGUUGGAAAGUCUACUCGGGCUGUCUCACAGCUGCGGCUGUCAAGGAGUUUGAAGCUUCUGCCCUCGGCAUUGGCUACGGAGGAUCUGUUGAGUGGACGCCUAUGGAAGCCUACCGGAAAGUUAUGGACGUCAAUUUUAUGGGCAUGGUGGAAAUGACCAAAGCUUUUCCUCCUUCUCUACGAUUACAUGUCAAGAAACGUCCUGAUACCUUGGCACCACGUAUUAUCAACAUAACGAGUGUGGCGGGGCGUAUUACAUCAGCAUUUUCUGAUGCUCUCAGGAUUGAACUAGCUCCAUUCGGUGUGCGUGUUGUCAUCAUCGAGCCAUUUUUUGCUAUCAAUCAUGAAGACUUCAAUACUCUGUUGGAUGGUAUUAAAUCAAGUCUAUUAUAUGUAUAUAUGGAUGCAGAAUGCAACACGCCACUUGAGGCCGACACAUCAUUGAAUGCCAUUACAACAUCUGCCAAAUCUCCAUUGAGAGUGGUGAGGCCCGCUCCACCUGUUAGUAGGAUGUCUUUUACUAUGGAAAGACCAGCCUUCUCUCUUUCUGGUCUGAGACAGAGUGUUCUGAUUCGAUAUACUGGGCCCAUUGAGACCGAUAGCAUUAUAUCAUUCCUGAAAAGCUCUCCUACCGAAUUCAUUCCUAUUAGAGAAUGGUUUCGAGAUCCAGCAGACCUGGAGCAACUGAACUAUGUCAAGGUCGAUAAGUCUGCUCCAGAACCAUGGCUGCAUAUUUGGUCGAACUUUGUACGCCAAUUGGACAUGCCUGAUAAUGGCAGCGAGAGCCUAUACCAUUUCUUCUGGGACUGUAUUCUGUUGCGCCCUUUGUUGUACUUCUGUGAACUGUCGGAACUGGUAGUAGAGUACAAUCGAGACACAGCUGAUGCGUCGUCAGCUACUCUUCGCCUAAAACGGCCUGACGUCUGUGUAUGGCUGAACGGUCGAUUGGUUUACAAGAGUGAAGAAAAGAAAACUGGUGUCGGGCUAGGCGAUCCUAGCGAUGAACUUGUUGAGAAAGAUACGAACUGGUGGAUCGUAACUUAUGGACAACUACCCAUGUACUUGUGUACUGCUACUAAUGGAAAGCUUGUGCAGACAAAAGCCCUCAAAGUUGUUAUUCCGCUUCUCAAUCUGCAGGCUCCUAGCAGUCGCAUCAGAGCAGCUGUAUUCAUGAUGAAUUACUCUCGAGUUCUUCAAGCCUACAAGCAGGACCAAGGCCCAGGAUUACCCCUAAGUAUUUUCAAACCAGAUGUGAAAGUUUUAUCAAAAGAAAUGGGAAUUAUUCGCACGCUGAUUCUCUAUGAUGAUAAAAUUGAAAAGAAGAUUGAGAACUUUGAUGGUUACAUUUACUCGGAUUUGGAGAUAUCAUUCACCGCCGUCAAAUGCUUGGGAGCUACAAAGCUGUUUGAGUGUAUCUUGGAAGGAUUACGCAGUUUACACCGGGCUGCUCUUGUGCACAGAGAUUUGAGGUGGGAAAAUGUGAUCAGAACUCAUGGAAUGACAUGGGUCAUUAUAGACCUGGAAAAUGGUGGUCGAGCAGACACAAACCCACUGUUUGCUUUGGGUCAUUGGAAUGAUCAGGCUGUUGGGAACGUCAAGGACGAGCGUGGAAAAUACUGUCCGAAACACGACAUUCAGUCGGUUGGACCUAUGAUUGACAAGUUACGGCAGUACAUACCAACAGCAUAUGCAUCCUUAAUCACUGUUAAAUCUAUUUCAUAUUGA
Molecule: messenger RNA, 1866 nt
Organism: Synchytrium microbalum
Lineage: Eukaryota; Fungi; Chytridiomycota; Chytridiomycetes; Synchytriales; Synchytriaceae
Exons: 12
Coding region: 1-1866 (621 amino acids)
Source: RefSeq, a predicted model, not a curated record